CUUCUUUUUUUUUUUUACCUAAAUUAAGUAGAUCAUGCAGUCGGACGAAGUCAUUUGGCAGGUUAUUAACCAGCAGUUUUGUUCCUACAAAGUCAAAACUGCCACUGGUACUUUCUGUCGUAACCAAUACAAUGUUACUGGUCUCUGUAAUCGUCAGUCUUGUCCUUUAGCCAACAGUCGAUAUGCCACCAUUAGAGAAGAAAAAGGUAUCGUUUACUUGUACAUGAAGACACCUGAACGUGCGCAUUCACCUGCAAAGAUGUGGGAAAGAAAGAAGCUUUCCAAAAAUUAUGCACAAGCUUUGGCACAGAUUGACAAGGAGUUGCAAUACUGGCCCAACUUUUUGUCUCACAAGUGUAAACAACGUCUUACCAAAAUUACUCAAUACCUUAUCCGUAUGCGUAAAUUGAAGCUCAAGGAAAAUGAUAGACCACAAUUAAUUGGUAUCAAAAAGAAGUUGGAAAGACGUGAAACAAAUCGUGAACGUAAGGCAGAGGCAGCUGCACGAAUAGAGAAAUCGAUUGAAAAGGAAUUGAUUGACAGAUUGAAGAGUAAGGCCUAUGGUGAUGCACCAUUAAAUGUCAAUGAAGAAAUUUGGCAAAAGAUUUUGGACGAAGAACUCGAAGAUGCUGAAGAAGAUGAAUCUGAUGAAGAUGAUGAAAACGCACCUGAAGAUGAAUCUGAAGAAGAGGAUGAGGAUGUCGAGUUUGUUUCUGAUCUCGAAGAUGAAUCUGAUAUUGAAGAUAUGGAAGAUGCUUUCGAAUGGGAAGAAGAAAAGGAAGGAAACGUUGCAUUGACAAACUAAAAAAAAAAACCUUUUCCUUUUUAUAUAUAUAUCUUUUUUUUUUUUUUCUGAAUCUUCUUGUUUUUUUAUAACUAUUCUUUUCUCUUACCUCUCCCCAAGCCAAAACACUGUAUGAUCCCCCCCUUCUACACAACUCCCUAUUCUCUUUUUCUUUCUAAAAAAAACCCUUACUUAAAAUAAAUAAAAAAUACUAUUAGAC
Molecule: messenger RNA, 1004 nt
Organism: Mucor mucedo
Lineage: Eukaryota; Fungi; Mucoromycota; Mucoromycetes; Mucorales; Mucoraceae
Product: ribosomal L28e protein family-domain-containing protein
Exons: 6
Coding region: 35-805 (256 amino acids)
Biological process (GO): maturation of LSU-rRNA; maturation of 5.8S rRNA
Cellular component (GO): nucleolus; preribosome, large subunit precursor
Source: RefSeq, a predicted model, not a curated record